AUGAAUAACGGUAAUAGUAGUAAAGAUACAUUUCCAUAUCGAUCAGUUUCUUAUGGCAUCCAAUGGAAAGGAGUCUAUGAACAUGCAUACAAGAACUGCGAUAUCGUGGGAGUUACCAGACCUUUAACAUUUGCGGCUUAUCAAUUUAACGUACUUCAUCAUAUUAUUUAUGCUAAGAACUUUGAUGUGUAUUUCGCAGUUGCCAAGGAUCAUACUAUUAGAGUACUGAACAAGGACUUCAUUGAGGUAUUUCAAACUGCCUCCGAGUUGAGGGCCGUAUUGUUUUUACUCUUUAAUCCGAGAACAAAUGAUCUUAUUACUGGCGGUGCAGGAGGCAUGAGAAUUUAUGAGUAUAAGCAACGGAAAAAGAAACCAUUUGAACAAAGAGAGUCGAUUCUGAUGUCAGAUUAUAAGCUAAACGUAAAACAAUUCUACCCCGAUGUCGGCGGAAGUUGGGUGAAGAAAAUGCAGCUUAAUCAUAAAAUGCAGCACGUGUACUGCAUGUCUGAUACGGAUGUCUUUGUAUACGACUGCGUCGAUGGCCACAAAAUUUUUAAAAUCACGAGUGCUCACAAAGCUAUGAUAACAGGAUGUGUACAUUCCUUAGUAUCAAGACUAGUUGUAACCUGUUCUAAGGAUACAUACGUGAAGGUAUGGACUGAUAAUGGAAAUCAUUUAGCAACAAUGAAAGGGCACUCUAAGGCAAUUACUAAUAUGAUUCAGCAUCCAAAUAGUGAGAUGCUAGUGCUAACUUCUUCCUCUGACGGCACAAUAAAAAUUUGGUCUUUACAUAUCAUGGCGCAGAUCUAUUCGAUAUCAAUUAUGCCGUCCGGUAUACCAUGGAUAGGCAUAGCACAUAACAACAAUAUUUAUGUUGCUUCUAAUCGGCAAUGUGAAAUGUGGUCAUUAAACCAUCUCGUCGAUUUUUGGGCUAAUACUUACUCUCCUGUGAUUUCAAUUUCUCUAGCAUCGUUCACAAAAAAAUUUACUCAUGUUAUCGCACUUAGUGAUGAUAAUAGCAUUAGAAUACUUUCCGUGAAAAAAAAGAAAAGAAUAACCACAAUCUUACCUCCACCAACACUUUCGGCAUUAAGUCGCGUUAUCGACAUGGCAUACAGUCGCUACCAUAGUUUAUUCUACGUUCUACUCAAUCCUACAGAGAUAUGGAUCUAUACAACUCGGACCGACCCUGCAUGUCGAAUCACGGUAUGGAAUAAAGAAAUCAUCGAAAGUAUUUUAUAUGAUCGUAGUAUCAGUAAAGGUAGACAAGAAAAGCAGGAAGUGACAAGUCUGGCAAUUGUGAAUAGUUUCAUUGAAAUUAAUAGUACUACUUACGAUUCCGAGAAUAUUGAUCAUUCGCUUAGAAUAGACAGUAACGAUUCUGAAGGGAGACCAAAUGCUACAAAUUUGCCCUCAUUUUUAGCUAUUGGAACAAAAAAUGGAAGGAUAGUAUUUAUUCAUCCCGCUCACAAGGAACGAAUUUAUAAACGUCUUACUUCCAGAGAUCCGGUGUCACAGAUAAAUCAUGAUGUAGAAGAGAAGAAACUAAUCAUUCUAUCAAUCCGGCGUGACCAUAAGAUCAUUCAGUUUUUUUCAUUGCCUAAUCUCGAACUCAAGCAUGAAGUACAUUGCGCGAUCACUCUGUCAAAAUAUUGCCUUAUGUCUCCAGUUUUACUAUGCGGUCAUUCAGAUGGAAAGUUAAGAAAAUGCCAUUUACAUAGCGCCAAUAUUUCCAAGAAUGAAAUGGUAGAAGUUGCUCCGUCUCAUUUUAAUUCGGUCUUGUGUAUUGAUAAAUGCAUAAGUCGGAAGGUUUUUUUAACCUCUUGCAAAGAUGGUAUUAUCAAAGUUUGGGAUAUAAAUGCCUGUCUUAUUAGCGAAAUCACCUUAGAUCAUACUUUAUUGUCGGUAAACUUCUUACCAAAGCAAGGAGAUAUGCUAUUAGGAUUUAAAGGACAUUUAUUUUUAAUACCUGCAACUAAAAUUUUUCAGCGUGAAAUUGAAGAUGCUAAUCAAUCUGAUCAUUAUUCAGAUUCAGAAGUGGCAGUGACAGAUAACUUUAUUGACAGUGUUAACACGCCAGAACAAGUGACAAUGGAGGAUUACUUGAUGCCCUACAAGCUAUCCUUAGAAAAUUCAUGGUUUAUCGAAAAGGAUGAUCAAACAGAAGGAAAGCGAGCACUUAAAAAAAUAUCAGAAAUUCCCAAAAAGGUAGUUUCUGCGGAAUCUGAAACCGAUUAUCGGGUUCCUAUCGAAGUAUAUGAAUCUUCGAUGGAAGAAGAAUCUGAUAUUUCAAUCAACUUUGAAGAGAUAUCUCUCGGGAAGUCCCCAAUGAGCACUCCCUUUUCUUCAGAAGCUAGUGGAAGUGAAGAACUUACCGAUAUGAAGAAAAGCGAUAAUUUUCCUCAAUGGGAUGGUACAACGGAACUGAACAAAUCACCAGAUGUUAUCCAACUGGAAUACUUAUUAGCAUCGUCGCAAAAUAAGAAAAAUACUAAGGUAGAAAAUGGUCAAAGACCAACUAAAAGGAAAGUAGUUAGACGUAGCCGUAAAGAUAGAAUAAAGUCGUCAGAAACAACUAAGAAUCGUGGAAAAGAAAUUAAAAAUUUAAAAGAUGCCAAAAAAACUGAUCGACAAAAUUUUAAAGUCACUGAAGCUGCUAAAGUUUUAUCUGCUGUUGAAAGUAAUCGCGAAGCAAAAAGUCAGUCAGGCUAUAGGCAAGAUGACAAGUAUUACCGAAAUAAUAACGCACAAAGGUUUGACGUAAAAGAUCAUGCUAAAACUGAUACAAUCAAUGAAAAAGAGUUCAACCCUGUCAUAGAUGAUGUCGUAAGUGAUGAGUCGAGAGGUAUUAGAGAAAACGACAGUGUAUCAGGGUCUUAUAAAACUACUACUAGCGGCGUUCAACGGAAUUACAGACCUAGGAAUAUUUUACAGCGUAGUAAUACGGCAUUAGAUAAUAUUAGAAUUCAGGAAAAAACUAAUGCCUUAAAUGGAACCAAUUCACCCUGUAGUUAUACUGGAAAGAGCAAUCGAGCAAUCGUUAGAACUAGAUCAGAAUUAGUUUAUAAAUCGGUAUCGCAUGUUAAUCGUAAAGAAAAACUGCGUAAACAUCAAGAAAUAAAAACUAAUCAAAAAGAAAAAGAAUUCUCUCGACCAGAAAUUCAUAUUCAAACCGGGAAGGUUCAAAAGAAUCAUUUUGAUGAUAGCUAUAGAAUCGAUCAUGGGCAUUCUCCUCUUGCUGUAGAUGCUCCUCUUACAACUUCCUCUGAAAAUCACUUUGAUUUUAUCAUUGAAGAUGAAUGUGAAUUGUUAGCUAGUAGUACUGAUAUUGAAAUUCAAGAUGUUCAUCAAGACUACAAUAAAAAAAUUGUCAUCAAUCAAGAAUCCCAAAAUGCUUCAGGCAUUCACGCACCUGUUUCCUUAACUCAGAUGAAUAGAUCGAAAAUAAAAAAUAGAAGGUUGGAUAAAGUCUCGUCUAUUAACGAUAAUAAGAAAAGUCACGAAAUUAGAGAUAAGCAAAAGCCAUCAACAGUGGACGUGAACCCGUUUAAUUCUCAAGUCCCGAUUCACUAUCCACCCGAUUGGUAUAUAAAAUACAUUCAAAGAUUGCGCCAGUUAAAGGAAGAAAGGAGAGAUAAACAUGUUAAUGCUGCUAAGAAGCGUCUGGAAUUAGAAACAGAGAGAUUAAAACGUCAAAGGAAUCUUAUUUGGAACAAACUAUAA
Molecule: messenger RNA, 3723 nt
Organism: Trichoplax adhaerens
Lineage: Eukaryota; Metazoa; Placozoa; Uniplacotomia; Trichoplacea; Trichoplacidae
Exons: 29
Coding region: 1-3723 (1240 amino acids)
Molecular function (GO): protein binding
Source: RefSeq, a predicted model, not a curated record